AGAGCCUCCGGGUCGGGGCGGCGGCGGUUCGGCUCCAUUUGAGCCGCCUGCUUGCCCCGUGCCCCAUACCGCCGCCACGGGCGGGGAACAGGCCCGGCGCGAUUGGGUGGGCCUGGGAGCGGAGUUGCAGAAUCCAAGGACCCCUUUUGUUCUUUCUCCAUAUUGCUUAAUGGGAGGCAUUAUGGCCCCCAAAGACAUAAUGACAAAUACUCAUGCUAAAUCCAUCCUCAAUUCAAUGAACUCCCUCCGGAAGAGCAAUACCCUCUGUGACGUGACAUUGAGAGUAGAGCAAAAAGACUUUCCUGCCCACCGGAUUGUGCUGGCUGCCUGCAGUGAUUACUUUUGUGCUAUGUUCACUAGUGAGCUUUCUGAGAAGGGGAAACCUUAUGUUGAUAUCCAAGGUUUAACUGCUUCUACCAUGGAAAUCCUGUUGGACUUUGUGUAUACAGAAACGGUACAUGUGACAGUGGAGAAUGUACAAGAACUGCUCCCUGCAGCCUGUCUGCUUCAACUGAAAGGUGUGAAGCAAGCCUGCUGUGAGUUCUUACAAAGUCAGUUGGACCCUUCUAAUUGCCUGGGUAUCAGGGACUUUGCUGAAACUCACAAUUGUGUGGACCUGAUGCAAGCAGCUGAGGUCUUUAGCCAGAAGCAUUUCCCUGAAGUAGUACAGCAUGAAGAGUUCAUUCUUCUAAGUCAAGGAGAGGUGGAAAAGCUGAUCAAGUGUGAUGAAAUUCAGGUGGAUUCUGAAGAGCCAGUCUUUGAGGCUGUCAUCAAUUGGGUGAAGCAUUCCAAGAAGGAGCGAGAAGAAUCUUUGCCUGACCUGCUACAGUAUGUCAGGAUGCCUCUGCUGACCCCUAGGUACAUCACGGAUGUCAUCGAUGCUGAGCCUUUCAUCCGCUGUAGUUUACAGUGCAGGGACCUAGUUGAUGAAGCAAAGAAGUUUCAUCUGAGGCCUGAACUACGGAGUCAGAUGCAGGGCCCAAGGACAAGGGCUCGUUUAGGAGCCAAUGAAGUGCUUUUGGUGGUUGGAGGCUUUGGAAGCCAGCAGUCUCCCAUUGAUGUGGUAGAGAAAUAUGACCCCAAGACUCAGGAGUGGAGCUUUUUGCCAAGCAUUACUCGUAAGAGACGUUAUGUGGCCUCGGUCUCCCUACAUGACCGCAUCUAUGUAAUUGGUGGUUAUGAUGGUCGUUCCCGCCUCAGUUCAGUGGAGUGUCUAGACUACACAGCAGAUGAGGAUGGGGUCUGGUAUUCUGUGGCUCCUAUGAAUGUUCGAAGAGGCCUUGCUGGAGCUACCACCCUGGGAGAUAUGAUCUAUGUCUCUGGAGGCUUUGAUGGAAGCAGGCGUCAUACCAGUAUGGAACGAUACGACCCAAACAUUGAUCAGUGGAGCAUGCUGGGAGAUAUGCAGACAGCCCGGGAAGGCGCCGGACUAGUGGUGGCCAGUGGAGUGAUCUACUGUCUUGGAGGAUAUGACGGCUUGAAUAUCUUAAAUUCAGUUGAGAAAUAUGAUCCUCAUACAGGACACUGGACUAACGUUACACCAAUGGCCACCAAACGCUCUGGUGCAGGAGUAGCGCUGCUGAAUGACCAUAUUUAUGUGGUGGGGGGAUUUGAUGGCACAGCCCACCUGUCUUCCGUUGAAGCCUACAACAUUCGUACUGAUUCCUGGACGACUGUUACUAGUAUGACCACCCCCCGAUGCUAUGUAGGGGCUACAGUGCUGCGGGGCAGACUCUAUGCAAUUGCAGGAUAUGAUGGGAAUUCCCUGCUGAGUAGCAUUGAGUGCUAUGAUCCUAUCAUCGAUAGUUGGGAAGUCGUGACAUCUAUGGGCACUCAGCGCUGUGAUGCGGGUGUGUGUGUUCUUCGAGAGAAGUGACCAUUGUGGGAGCAUCAUCCAGAGCUAGUGACCAGUCUAAGGGACAGUUGUGGAGAGAAUCAAGGAUCCUUUCCAGAAUGUCUAUUUCUCACUGUGUGCAAAGGGUGAUUACAGGCACCAGUGCGGUGAUGAUUGUACUUAUUUGACAC
Chrysochloris asiatica (Cape golden mole) is the source of this 2025-nucleotide messenger RNA. RefSeq names its product kelch-like family member 12 (gene KLHL12). The transcript is spliced from 12 exons. Gene Ontology annotation, molecular function: protein binding. NCBI's taxonomy places the organism in Eukaryota, Metazoa, Chordata, Mammalia, Afrosoricida, Chrysochloridae. Bases 170 to 1876 code for a protein of 568 amino acids. The record is from RefSeq and is a predicted model, not a curated record.